UUUCGAACUCAAGCCUUAGAAUGAAUUAUGGGUGGGAGGGUGGAGAGGUAUUUCUAGUGGCUUCUCCUCCUUCCUGCUUUUGUCCACAGGCUUUGAGAAAACCACUUUUAAAAAACGAUGGUGUCUCCUGGCUUUGCCUGAUGGUGGCGCCCCUGACCAAGAAGCAAGCCUGUGGAGUUGCAGUAUGUUCGAGAGACAGGCAGUUCUUUUGCAAGAAACCACUGGAGCACUCUGUGAACCAACCAGUCCAGUCCAAGGAGGUGAUUGCCCAAUUUGAUGGCUCAGACUGGAUACCCUGAAGCCAAUAUCUUUCCACAAAACCACUCUGUCUGCUUCAAGAGAGCCCAGCUCCUGCUGCCUCGGUCAUCCAGUGUCGUGGAUCUGGCUGCCCGCUUGCCCAGAAAGGCUGCUGGUUCUUCCUGCCCAUUUGCCAGCCUUCUUAAAGUGACUCACCCAGACUACAGGAGUCUAGAUGAGGGCUGAACAGCUCAGAAUAUACUGGGGAUAGUCCAUCCCUCGACAUUUGCCUGCUUUGCUGCAUCAUCACACAGCUAUUUAUCUUAUGAUCAUCAUUCAUCCCAGGAUCCUUUUCACACAUACUGCUACUCAGCCAAGGAUCCCUCAUGCCGUAAGUAUGCAUUUGGCUUUUGUGGCCAAUAUGUAGAAUUUUGCAUUUGUCUCUGUUGAACUCUAGUCUUGAGUUCUCACCCAGCUUGUAAUGGUCUGGUACCUACACAUGGCAAGAGGAAAUAGGGCUGGAUGUCCCCAGCAAACUGUGGAUCCCUCACCUCAGGCCCCCAGUGAUCUCUCCCAAAGGAUUUCUAUAAAUGUUCAAAUGGCAGAGAGACUGGAUGGCACCUUCUGGGAUGCCACUCAUGCGAGGGAAUUCUCAUUUCUGGAAAUCAUCCUGCAUGUAGGGUUGGAAUCACCAUUCAACCAGCUCCACGGCUGGAUGGAAUCGAAAGCCACCAAGAGGAGGCCAGGAUGUCCUUGGUGAUUUCAUUUACAUAAAUAACAUAAAACCAAGCAAAUGAGGAAACUUGGUGGCUGAGUCUGUUAACUUAGAAACUGAAACUCAGCUAGAAUUCUGACUCAGCUUGAGGUGGGAAAUGGGACUGGGAGGGAGGACAGAAUCAUGCCAUCAGAGUUUGGAAGAACUGAUGAGUCAAUGGGGCUGCCCCCUCCCCCCCAUUGCCUGUCAUUCACUUGUACAGAGGUUGGCAGGCAGGGAGGAAUCUGGACAGAGACCCCCCACCCCUCUAAGAGAGGCAGCACUUCCUCAGCCCUUGUGGUUAUGUUCUGCCCAUUUCAUGAUGUGCCCAUUAAAGACACACACAGCAGAAAAAGCACAUGAAAGCCCCCCUCCCCACAUGAGAAGGGGCAGCGCAAUGUCUCAAGAGCACAGGUGGGCAGAAGCUUCAGCUGGGCAUUGAUGGGAAGUUUGUGGUACAAUGGGCAGCGUUCCUAUGACUCCCAAUUGUCAACAUUUCCUUGCUAAAAAUAGAAGAUUUGAGGAAGGUCCAAGGGCAUCUCAGUGGACUGGCAUAGUGGCUCAGCUACCUCUGAUGUCACUGCUGCUUCUGUAGCUCUUCUAGCCUUGCCAAGGGCUUUUUCAUAUUGUGUUCUCUGUCAGCACAUCAGUCCUUUGAUGCUGAGUGCUAUUAUCCCUGUUGAUGAGAUGGCGGCCCUUCCCAGGUGGUCAUCUUUCCUGCCUGCCAGCAGAGACAUGUAAAGAAGUGCUUCUGCUUCUCUGCAGUUGCUUGGGAUGGGAGAAUGGAGUAGAGCAUCUCCCUUAGCUUCUGGCUCCACAUCCCUGGUGCCCCCUCUCAACAUGGAAGGGCCUGAGAAGCCUGGCAUGAGCCAGAGCAUUUCUAGGGAAAGUGUGAAGUGGGCAAGGAGAGGCAUUGGGUGCCUGUUCCUGCCCCAGUGGGUGAACUGGAAGGAGCGAUGCCACCACCAAGAGGGCACUGCUCAGUGGCCGUGUUAAUAAAAUAAAGUAAGAUAGAGAGUGGCCGUGAAGAUCAGCCAGGGAUCUCGCUUUCGGCCUUCUUCCAGGGGCGCUUUCUGCUCCUUCCAUGAUGCUCAUCCUCCCACAAAUGUCUUCCAGAUGUGAUUAUUCUCUGGCGUCUGGAGGGGAGGGGGACUCCUUCUGUGAUCCUUCUGCAUGUGCUGUGCGUGUGGCUGGAGUUGUGGGGCUAUGUUUUAAGGCCCAGCAGGAGGCCCAAGCAUGUAUGCUGGGAUGCGUGAUGGAAUAAGCACAGUGUGAGUGUCCUGGCCAGAGGCGGCAUCCAUGGCAGCACCAGCAUCAUCUUCCUGCCUGGUGACCACCUUGGCACAUUUACUCUCCCUUGCUGUCAGGCCGUGUGCCAUCCUCACAGGUCCGUCCGUCCCUUGCUGGGCCAGCAGACCAAGAGUUAAGCUAGCAAAGGAUCAGUGUGGGCCUGGCGACAGACAGACUUCCUUUGGAGCUUUGGAAGGAGCCCGCUUUCCUUGUGACCGAUCGGGAGGGAGGGAGGAAAAAAAAGGAAGGAAGGAAGGAAAGAAAGAAAGAAAGAAAGAAAGAAAGAGGGAGGAGGAGGGAGAGCCCUAACGGAGGAGGAAAGAGUCCGAGGCGGAAGGGAGAGACCCGGCCUGGCUGGGAAUAAACCAGCCCCCAUCACAGCCUGGGAAUGGGGCCGGAAAGAGAGGACACCCAGUGCCCCAUUUGCAAUCAUCCAACGGGGCAAGGGAAGGGGAGCAGCAGCAGCAGCCUCCGCUCACCUCUCAGCUGUUUAAUAAUUGACUAGCCAAGCCAGGCUAAUAAAUCUCCAGAGCCAGCAUAUUAAAGGCCAGUGGUUUCUCAGACAGCCUUCUUACCGCAGAACCCCCUCCUCCCUGGCCGGCACCUGCUUCAGCCAUGGCCAAAGGCUUUUUCAUCAGCAAGACUCUGGGCCUGGUGGGCAUCGUCCUGGGAUUGGCCGCUGUGGCCACAAUCAUUGCCCUUUCAGUGGUCUACUCACAGGAGAAGCAGAAGAAUGUUUCCGUCUCCAAUGCAGCCACCACCGCUAGCCCCACGGCAGCUACUACCAGCCCCACAACGGCAGCUACUACCAGCCCCACAACUGCUGCUACCACCAGCAUCCCUGGCACAGUGCCAGGCACAAACACUGCCACCACCAUGGCUGAGCCAAAUAACCCCUGGAACCAGCUGCGGUUGCCCAAGACCCUGGCGCCCAAGAACUACACAGUCAGCCUGCGGCCCUUCCUGACUCCAGAUGACCGGGGCCUCUACGUCUUCCAUGGGAACAGCACUGUCCAGUUUGUGUGCCUGGAGCCCACGGACCUAAUCCUCAUCCACAGUAAAAAGCUCAACUAUACCAGCCAGGGGGAAUUCCUCGUCUCCUUGAGUGGCGUGGACGGUGCCACGGCACCCCUCAUCGCGCAGACGUGGAUCCAGGAGGACACUGAGUACCUGGUUGUGCAGCUCAGGGAUCCCCUCGAGCAGAACAAGUCUUACGAGCUGCACAGCAUCUUUGUGGGGGAACUGGCAGAUGACCUGGCCGGCUUCUACCGCAGCGAGUAUCAGGAGGAUGGCACUACCAAGGUAGUGGCCACGACACAGAUGCAAGCGGCUGAUGCCCGGAAGGCCUUCCCCUGCUUUGAUGAACCUGCCAUGAAGGCCAACUUCUCUGUGGUCCUGAUCCACUUGUCUGACCACGUGGCACUGUCCAAUAUGCCCGUCCAAACUACUGAGCAGAUGACACUGGAGGACGGGAAGUCCUGGAACAGGACCACUUUCCAGCCCACCCUCAAAAUGUCCACCUACCUGCUUGCUUUCAUUGUCAGCCAGUUUGACUAUGUGGAUGCCAACCAGAAUGGGACACUGAUCCGGAUCUGGGGCCGCCCUAAAGCCAUCGUGGAAGGCCAAGGCGGCUAUGCCCUCAAUGUCACGGGACCCAUCCUCAGCUUUUUUGAGAGACACUACAACACACCGUACCCCUUGAGCAAAUCAGACCAGGUUGCCCUCCCAGAUUUUAACGCUGGAGCCAUGGAGAACUGGGGGCUGGUGACGUACCGCGAGAACUCUCUGCUCUUUGACCAAAACUUUUCCUCCAUCGGCAACAAGGAGCGGGUGGUGACAGUCAUCGCUCAUGAACUCGCCCACCAGUGGUUUGGGAACCUGGUGACUCUCCGCUGGUGGAAUGAUCUGUGGCUGAAUGAGGGCUUUGCAUCCUACGUGGAAUAUCUUGGGGCCGAUGCUGCCGAGCCUCAGUGGAAUAUUAAAGACCUGAUGGUAACCAACGACAUGUACCGCGUGAUGGCCAUUGAUGCCCUGGCCUCUUCCCAUCCACUCUCCUUCCGCGAAGAGGAGAUCAACACUCCGGCUCAAAUCAGUGAAGUCUUUGACGCUAUUGCCUACAGCAAGGGAGCAUCUGUGCUGCGUAUGCUGUCCGAAUUCCUCACAGAGGAGCGCUUCAAGAGGGGGCUGCAGUCAUAUCUCCAUGCCUAUGCGUACGGAAACACUGUCUAUGACAACCUCUGGGAACACCUGCAGAAGGUGGUAGAUGAGGAUGCAUUUGUUCUCCCUGGCACUGUCAAGACCAUCAUGGACCGCUGGACCUUGCAGAUGGGCUUCCCGGUGCUGACCUUGAACACCUUGACUGGGGAGCUCACCCAACAGCACUUCCUGCUGGCCGACACGCCUGUCCAGCGGCCCUCCGAUUUCAACUACACCUGGAUCGUUCCUGUCUCCUGGCUGAACUCUGAUGGUGCAGGCGGCAUGUACUGGCUCACGGAAACAACAGCAAAUGUAGCCGACUUUGCUACAACUGCUGACCCAGGCAAGUGGCUGCUGCUCAACCUCAAUGUCACCAGCUAUUUCCGGGUGAACUAUGACCAGGAAAACUGGAACCGGCUGAUGGAGCGGCUGAGUCUCAGCCACCAGGACAUCCCUGUUAUCAACCGGGCUCAGCUUAUCGACGAUGCCUUCAACCUUGCCAGAGCGAAGCACACUAGCACCAUCUUGGCCCUCAAUACGACGCGCUACCUGGCCAAAGAGACGGACUACUUGCCCUGGGAUGCUGCCCUCAGCAACUUGGGCUACUUCAGGCUCAUGUUUGACCGUUCAGAGGUCUAUGGGCCCAUGAAGAAAUAUGUCCAGAAACAGAUCACCCCUCUGUUCAGUUACUUCAAAAACGUCACCUCUAACUGGACCACCAUCCCCGAUGGCCUCAUGGACCAGUACAAUGAGAUCCUGGCCAUCAGCACGGCCUGUUCCUACGGGGUCCCAGAGUGCCAGGCCCUGGCCACAGACCUGUUCAGCACCUGGAAGGCAAACCCUGCUGUGAACCCGAUCCCACCCAACCUUCGUUCCAGCAUCUACUGCAGUGCCAUCCGAACGGGGGGCGAAGAGGCCUGGGACUUUGCCUGGCAAAUGUUCCGGAACGCCACAGUGGUCUCUGAGGCAGACAAGCUCCGUUCUGCAUUGGCCUGUAGCCUGGAGCCCUGGAUCCUUCAGAGAUACCUUCAGUACUCGCUGAGUGACAUGAUCCGCCGGCAAGACGCCACCUCCACCAUCAACAGCAUCGCUGGCAAUGUGGUUGGGCAGAGCCUGGUGUGGGACUUUGUCCGUGCCAACUGGAAGACCCUCUUCAACCAGUACGGCGGAGGCUCUUUCUCCUUUGCCGGCCUCAUCCAGACUGUGACGCAGAGGUUUGCAUCUGAAUUUGAACUCCAGCAGCUGGAGCAGUUCAAGGCGGACAAUGCGGAUGUGGGCUUUGGCUCGGGAACACGGGCGCUGGAGCAGGCCCUGGAGAAGACCAAGGCCAACAUCCAGUGGGUAGCGGAGAAUAAGGGGCCGGUGAAGGUGUGGUUUGAGGCGGAGGGCUAGUAGGGAGGGGGCAAUCCCUGCAGACCCCUCUCUUUCUUUCUGCCUCUCUGUGAGUGGGGGGCACUCUGUAGCUGGAGGGGUGUCUUGAGACAUGCUUUGCAGGGCCCAGCUCACGGAAGGCGCCUCUUUAGCAGCAGCCACCACCUCUGCACCCCAAAGGCUUUGCACUGGCCUCAGGCACCCUCCUCUCUCUUGCUCCCUGCUUCCUGCCUUGCACCUGCCCUCUUCCCUCCCAGGGAGGCUGGCAGCCUCUUGGUUGUGGGGCACAGCUGCUUCCUCACCUGCGCCGGCCCCCUCUCUGCUUCCAGGAUGCCAUGCGCUGUGGAGGGCCUUUUCUCUGCCCGUUUCGGUGAUUGUCUCAGGGGUCCAGGGAAGGGGGAUGGAUGGACUCUCCCCCACCAUUGUGAUAUUUCCCACCCACCCCAAACCAUCCAGAAACUGCCAUGUAAUUUUGCCCAACUUUGUAAAUUAAAG
Molecule: messenger RNA, 6343 nt
Organism: Sceloporus undulatus (fence lizard)
Lineage: Eukaryota; Metazoa; Chordata; Lepidosauria; Squamata; Phrynosomatidae
Gene: ANPEP
Product: alanyl aminopeptidase, membrane
Exons: 23
Coding region: 2897-5869 (990 amino acids)
Biological process (GO): proteolysis; peptide catabolic process
Cellular component (GO): cytoplasm
Molecular function (GO): zinc ion binding; metalloaminopeptidase activity; peptide binding
Source: RefSeq, a predicted model, not a curated record